UUUAAAUAAUAUGCCAAAUAAAAAUCAAGAUUCACAUUAUAGAAUUAUUAUAGAAUUAAAAAAAAAUUCGUCCUAACCCCGUCCAUGGUACGGGUAGAUAUACUACUCCGUAGUUUAUAGUGGUGAGUGACUCCUCUGUAGUCUGUAGUCUGUACCUUCCAGCGCGUCAGCCUUUGUACCUUCCACCAUCCCGUUUAUCCCCCAGGCAAAAGAUUUAGGGUUUGUGUCCAACUGGAGCUGCCGCCGAUUUUUUAGCCAAUGGAUGGCGCUGCUGGACGCGGCAUUUCUCUUCCAGAUUCAUCAUCUCAGGCUUCUCGCAAAGAAUGGCGCGCUAUUUCCGAGCAAUCUCUGAGGAUUUCGACUAGCGAGGAGAUUGAUUGUUCAAAGUUAGGGCAGUCGGAUGAGAGAUUGGUGUACGAGCAGGGGAGAGAACCAGCUGAUGUUGACUUCUGCUCAAUCACUAUUCGCGGAAACCCAGACAAUGAUCUCCUGCAGCAGAGACUUCAUACUGUAAAGAAACAAAGAGAGGAGUUGCAACAUAUGGAGAUUGAGCUCCGGGCUCAAAUCAUUACUAGGUCCGAGAUUAUGGAGCUGCAGAAAGCUUUUGAUGCUGAAGUCCAAGAGCAGGCAAAUGCCGGUAUGAAACUUCAGGAGCAACUGCGUGAAAUGGACCAGAAGAUUUGCGAGUUGGAAAGAAGAAUGGAAGAGAAAGAGAGGGAGUUGCAGGCAAUAAGAUUGGACAACGAAGCGGCUUGGGCUAAAGAGGGUCUACUGAGAGAACAAAACAAAGAACUGCAAACUUAUAGGCGAGACAGGGACAACUCAGAAGCCGAACGAGUUCAAAAUAUUAAACAAAUUCAUGAACUUCAGGAGCAUAUUCAAGAGAAAGAACGUCAAUUCAUGGAAUUGCAGGAACAGAACAGAAUUGCUAAGGAAACCAUUAUUUACAACGACGAACAGAUGAGGGAAGCCCAUGCUUGGAUGAGUCGUGCUCAGGAAAUUGAAGCAUUCCAACAAGCUGAACUACGCGAACGAGCAGAACAAUAUAAUCAGCUUUGGCUGGCUUGUCAGAGACAGUUUGGCGAGAUGGAGCGUCUACACUUGCAUAUACAGCAGCUCCAAAUAGUACUGACAGAGGCAAGAGAAAGGAAUGGUACUUCCCCGGAUUGUUCUCAAGUUUCAGACGAAACUUCUAAAGGCACUUCACAGUAUGAGUUGAAAAAUGGCAGCAAACUUAAUGAGAACAGUAAUAGUCAGUCUUUUAGUGCAAACCCUAGAAAUGUUCCAAAUGGAAAUGCCGAAACUGCUCUGUCAAUAACUUCUGUUGGGAAUGUGUCUACUCAGUGUCAGAGUGAUCUCCAUGGUGUUGCACUUCAUCUUUCAUCUUUACAUGGGAUGCCAACCUUCAUGCAACCAGGUCAAAUCACUGCACUGCAUCCUUUUUUAGUGCAUCAACAGGGAGUCACCACUGUACCAUCACAGAUUCCUCACCAUCUUGGACACUUUCACCCUGUACCCUCGAUACCGUCUCUCCAACACUGGACUAACCAACAGGUUUCAUCGGAGGUUGGCUCGCAGAUGUCUGUUCCCAGUCAAAAUCAUCUUCAAAUGGAACCAACGUUGCUAAGACCAGAGUCUAGUUAUGAACAUGAUACAUCUAUCAAUGGGACAUUGCAUCAUCCAGAAAUUGAACCAAAGGCUUCCGUUGGAGUUUCAUGUGAACUGGGGCAACAGGUGGUUCUUCAGUCUGUGGGUGAGAAUUGCAUCCCUAGUUUGCAAACCCCACAGCGGGCUUUGCAAACUAUCUCUCCACAAUUCUGUGAUGCUUUGAAUAUUGAUCCUCUUGAACACAUUAAUAAGUUCCAGGGGAAGAACUCAAAUAGCCAUGGGGUCGAGGCAGAAGGGCUUAUAAUGGGAGAAGUUAGUUCUUCUACUAACAAGUCCUCCGCAGAAGUUUCAGAUCAGACUAGUCAUUCAAUUGAUAAAGUAAAAGAUGUUCUAUAUAAUGAUGCUGCCCCGCCUGAGAGAUUGAUUUGCACCGGUCAGAAUAAUGCACAUGCAUGUACUGGGAAAGCAGCAGAACCCAAUCUACUCAAAGAACAAGCACUACUGGCUUGCAUAGUUCGCACAAUUCCACCUGGUCCUGGUGGUAGAAUUAGGAUUAGUACAACGCUCCCAAAUAGGCUAGAGAAAAUGCUCUCUCCCCUACAUUGGCUUGAUUACCGAAAGAAAUUUGGGAAACUCGAUGAGUUUGUAGCUAGCCAUCCUGAAUUAUUUGUGAUUGAUGGAGACUACAUCCAACUUCGGGAAGGUGCUCAAGAAAUUAUAGCAGCCACAUCAGCUGCGGCUAGGGUUGCUGCUGCAGCCGCAGCUGCUGCCACGUCAUCAUCUAGUUCGUCAUGUUUGCCCUCUGUUGUUGCUGUGACUCCCAUGGCUCAGUCACAGUGGCUGAAGAAGACUUCUGGGGAUGUAGAGAAAGUGGCUGAUAACAUUUGUUAUGAGUUCAUGGCAAUGCAAAAUCAGCACUGUCCUCCCGAUGUACUUAUUGAAGGCAUCAUUCCAAGGGUGAAGGUCUUAAUGAAACCUAAGAAUGCCCCUAGAGACGCACCCACGGUACAAUUCUCUAUGAGCAAUACAAAUUUAGUUGGCAAAGAGCAAGCAAGGAUCGGUCGGUUUACAUCAAGCUCUAAAAGAUAGUUCCCAUUCCAUUGGUACAGAAGAUGGGACGCGGUUCGGGCCCAAACGUCUAUUUAAAGCAGUGUGCAGUGUUCUCAUUAAAAAAAAUGUUUGGAAAAACUUUCUGCCGGGAGUUAACUUUUUCUAUUCUUUUGGAUUUGCUGCCCAUAUCUUUUUGCCCUGCUUUAUACACCGGCAACCGAUGUACUGUAGUAAUUGUGAACUGGGCAUCUUAUGGACAGUUAAGUUAUUGGAGAAUUGGAAACAUGUAAUUAAAAUGCUGAUUUUGUUCCGUGAGUUCUUUUAUUGGUUACUACUAACAAAAUGCUCCGUAGUAAUUAAAGGCUUGAAACUAGU
Molecule: messenger RNA, 3033 nt
Organism: Cuscuta campestris
Lineage: Eukaryota; Viridiplantae; Streptophyta; Magnoliopsida; Solanales; Convolvulaceae
Source: the annotation of a GenBank genome assembly